UAGAUACACAGGAGGAUUUAUUUCACUUUACUGUGACUGUGUGAUGUACAAAGCUCAUUGAAAUCUCAGGCUGAUUAUUGCUGAAAAUACCACAGGCUCUUGGGUCUCACUGAAUUAAACAAUAGUAUCCUCAAUCGUGAAAGAUCUGCCCUCCAGCUUUAAUGCAACCAUGCCAGCUCUGUCUACUGCAGCAGGAUUACAUGAGGUGCUAGCUCUUUUGACUGCACAGCUAAGGCCGGAUGCGAAUCUCACAGCGGAAAUUGGCUUCCUUACCGAAGUCUUUAGCGAAAAUAGUUUUAACUCACUUAUAAAGAUUCAUCAGAAACUUCAGCAGUACAUCCGGCAAAGUCCAUUGCCUGCUAUACACAGCGCAGCAGCUUUAGCUGAGAAGAUAACGGAGGAGCUGCAAAGUGGACCAAACAACAGUGACAUAAGAGAAUUGAUACAUUUACUGGCCAAACCACACCUUCAGGCUGUACUCUCAGCACAUGAUACGAUUGCACGCAAGGCCUUUGGUCCAGUUCUACCACCAAUGCCAGAUGAUCUGGAAGUUGAGGAUGAGGAGGAAUCGAUGAAGAUUGUCCACCUUGUGAAAAACAAAGAACCAUUGGGGGCGACAAUUAGGAAGAGUGAGCAAACAGGUGCGAUUGUUGUGGCUCGGAUCAUGCGAGGAGGAGCAGCAGACCGUAGUGGUUUAGUGCAUGUUGGAGAUGAACUGAGAGAAGUUAAUGACAUUCCAGUUGAGCACAAGCCACCAGAAGAAAUCAGUCAAAUACUGGCCCAUUGUCAGGGUUCAAUAACCCUGAAGUUAAUCCCAGCAGUCAAAGAAGAGGAUCAGCUGAAUGAAAGUAGGAACGCUUUUUACAAAAUCUCACGACGUCGAUUAAGGUCAAAGGUGCAUGUGAAAGCCUUGUUUGACUAUGACCCAAGUGAGGAUAAAGCAAUUCCCUGUAAAGAGGCAGGGUUACCUUUCAGGAAAGGAGACAUUCUUCAAGUUGUGAGCCAGGAUGAUUCUGUAUGGUGGCAAGCAAAGCGUAUGGGAGAUGCAAAUCUCCGGGCUGGUCUUAUUCCAUCAAAAAGAUUUCAAGAGAAGCGGCUUGCCUAUUGGCAAAAGCAUGCUACCUUGGAACAAGAGAAAAGCAGCAAAAGAUCAUCAUAUGACCAAAGUUGUGAGAAAGAGGACUGUGAUUGUGAUGGGUAUUUGAAUGGGUUGUAUAUAGCUGGCUUACGGAGAAGCUUUCGGCUGAGCAGGAAAUGCCGACAGAAUAACCAAACUGAAAAACAGACAAAGCAGAAUGAGAGUGUGGAAUACCUAACCUAUGAAGAAGUGGCCAUCUACCACCGUCGCCCUAACGAUACACACAGACUGGUGGUACUGGUUGGAUCUUUAGGAGCAAAAAUAAAUGAGAUGAGGCAAAGAAUAAUAGCAGAAAAUCCCAAUCGCUAUAAUGUGGCUGUUCCUUCAACAACAAGGCAAAAGAAAGCCCAUGAGAGGCAAGGCAUGGAGUACCAUUUUGUCAGCAAACCCUCAUUUGAAGCAGAUAUUCAGAGGAACAGAUUUGUUGAACAUGGGGAAUACAAGGACAAUCUGUAUGGAAUAAAUGUAGAUUCCAUCCGCACAGUAAUGUUAAAAAAGAAGAUUUGCUUAGUGGAUGCAAAUCCUCAAACAAUCAAACACCUCAGAACAGCAGAAUUUAAACCAUAUGUUAUAUUUGUCAAGCCGUUUAUUCAAGAACCACGGGCCAACUCAACAGCAGCUAAAACAGCAGAGAUGGAUGUCAUUAAGGAAUUAGGGGAAGAUGAUUACUGGGAAAUGACUCAGUCAGCAGCCCAUGUCGAAGAGAAGUAUGGUCAUCUCAUCGACAAAGUGUUGGUGAAAGGCGACCUUCAAACUGCAUGCAAUGAAUUAAAAGUUAUUCUGGAGAAUAUAGAAAGGGAACCGACUUGGGUCCCAGCUAGCUGGGUCCGUUCGUAGUUCUACGAACCAAAUUCAGCUGUCAUAAAAAUGUCCCAUCUUCUUAUUUUUGAACAAAUCAAAAACAUUGAUCUGAAAUAAAUUUUAUUGUUACUGUUGGUGAUAGUUUACACACAUGAAAAGCUAAUAUCUCAGUGCGCAUGGCAAAUGUGUAUAAUUGAAAAAAAAUGUGUAUAAUUGAAUUGAGUCUCUCCAUUCUUAGUUGUGUGUGUAUAUGCUGACAAGGAAUUUAUAUAAAUCACUGAAACUAUGACUCUUAACUUAGUUGGAAAAAGUAUUUUUUAUUCUUAGCAAUACUUGAAUGGUGGAAAUGGGAUAAAGAAUUUCAAGUUCAAUGUUUAAACUUGAGGGCUGUGUAGUUGAGGAGGAGAGUGGGGUUGAUGAGAAAUAUAUAUGUACUAGGAGUAACGACAUUCUCCUACAUUCGGCAUCCAGAGGCAUCUUUCUUCAGCUGAGUUGUACCAGGUAAUGCUGAAAAAUUCUACUUCUGAGAAUUCAGUCUAUAAAAAUAGACGUACAACGAACUACUGUAGAAAUAAAUGAAGAGAAACUGCAGCUGGUCAAAGGCCAAAAGGAAUACAAAAUUAAGUAUUUGCACUCCCUGUAAAGUAGGCUGCUGAGCAUAUAGUCAUGACUUCAGCUUGUGUAUUGUGUUGAGGGCAGGAAUUUGUAGUUGGUCAACUUGCAAUAUAACAAUAGCUGUACAUCGUAUUAUGCAUGAAAGAUUUAUUUACAUCGGCUUUGAUGGAACUGCAUUAUGAAGAUAGAGAUGACAUUUUUGACAACUUGCUACCCAGGUGUUUGCAAGCAAUGCAUUGGGUGAGGUGCACAAAGCUACAUUUUAAGAUACACUGUUUAGGAAAGCUAGUAGACUGGAAGCCAGAGCUUUAGACUUCUAAUCCCAAGACAUGAAAUCAUGCUCCAUCAGUCCAGUUGGAGGAUUUAAGUUUAAAGGAUUAAAUAACUGCACAGUGAGUAAACAACAGUAAAGAAGAGCUUAUUCAUCAUAUACGCUGGGAACGCACUAGAUCCUUUUUUAACAAUAAAGGUGACUGUAAAGCUGCUAACUUAUUGAAAAAAAAGACCAUGUGGUUCAGUAGCUUUGCUUGGGGAAGGAUACAAUGCUGUCCUUUCCCAAUACAGGCUUCAUGUAGCUCCACGCCCAAUACUGUGAUUGACUCUUAAUUGCCUCCUCAGUUUGAGGGAAAUUAGGAUGGACAAUAAAUACCAUCAUUGCUAGUACUGCCCAAGUCCUGUGAAUAAAUUAACAGUCACUUUGCAUGUUGACAAUAAACCUUUUAUAAGAAUGAUUGUGACAACCGAAUAGUUUUUAGAAAACUGAGGUAUUUUUGAACUACAACGGACUUUUGUAUAUACAGUAAAUCCUACCCAUCAAGAUGCAUUUCCGUCAUCUGAUGAAGCAUUUAUGUGUGUAAUUUCCCUAUAUGAUUAUAGAUCAUGGAAUAAGCAGACUGAGUCCUACUGCAUCCAUAUUCACACAUCAUGAAUCACAUGAAUUACGAUCUGUGAGUUGAGAAUAGGUUACAUCUCUGGAAGAAUUACCUUUCAUUACUUUUACUGUGUGUAAAACAACCAGUUGGAGAGACCAACAUUUUGACAAAAAAAAUUCAAACUGCUUUUUGUUUUGAAGCACCUAUUUUGUUAUAUGGUUGCUAAGAGUCAUUUCCAUGAAAGGGAAUGCUUGCAAUGAAGACAUUUAAUAAGGAACACUUGUGAUGAAGAUAUUGUUAAAGAAGUUAAGCAUUUAUUUAUUUACUGAGAUAUAGUGUGCAAUAGGCCCUUCCAGCUCUUCAAGCCAUGCCACCCAGCAAUCAUCCGACUUAUCCCCAGCCUAAUCACAGGACAAUUUACAAUGGCCAAUUAACCUACCAACCAGUAUGUCUUUGGACCUGGGAGGAAACUGGAGCACCCAAGGGAAUCCCACGCAGUCAAGGGGAGAAUGGACAAACUCCUUACAGGCAGUGGUGGGAAUUGACCCCGGGUCGCCUGCACUGUAAAGCAUUGGUCUAACCACUACGCGACCAUGCCAGCCUCUGCACUUCUCAUAUUCAAAUGAAAUUUAAGAUUAAGUUACAACAAUUUACUCUUUACAAGCUGUAUUAAGUAAAAGAUUCCCCCCCACCCAUCCUUCUAACCUCAAGUGAGUACAGGCCCAGAGCCAUUAAACAGUCCUCAUUCAUUAACCCUUUCAUUCCCAGAAUCAUUCUCGUGAACCUCCUCUGGACCCUCUCCAAUGCCAGCACGUUUUUUUUCUUAGAUAAGGGGCCCAAAACUGCUCACAGUACUCCAAGUGCAGUCCGGCCAAUGCCUUAUAAAGCCUCCACAUUACAUCCUUGCUUUUAUAUUCUUGUCCUUUUGAAAUGAAUGCUAACAUUGCAUUUGCCUUCCUUACCACCGACUCAACCUACAAGUUAACCUUUAGGGAAUCCUGCAUGAGGAUUCCCAAGUCCUUUUGCAGCUCUGAUUUAUGUUUUUAUCCCCCAUUUAGAAUAUAGUCUACACCUUUAUUCCUUCUACUAAAGUGCACGACCAUACACUUUCCCACACUAUAUUCCAUCUACUACUUCUUUGCCCAUUCUCCCAAUCAUUCCUAAGCCCUUCUGCAGACCCCCCUGCUUCCUCAACAAUACCUGCCCCUCCACCUAUUGUCAAUUCAAUUUCUUUUUCCCAUCCUUUUAAAAUCUCAGCAAACUGAAAUUACAAGAUAUGAAUGAUGGUGCUAAUAUCAGCAUUAAAUACUCCAGGUAUCACGGAUUACAUUUAAUAUUACAGCAUAAAAAGGGGCCAAUUACCAUUCGUAUUUACUUACCCCCACCUUAAACUCAGGCUAAAGUUUAUUCACCACACUGUCAAACAUGCACUUAAUCACCUCAGCAGAACAUAUAUCAUAAUAGUUCUAUCUGUACUGAUCCCUAACUUAUCUGCGGAGUACCUUUCUAUGGUCAACUUGUCAGUAAGGUCUGGGAUAUGAGUGUUCAAUCCUACAAUCCAUAGAGCUACUGUGAUGAAUAAAAUUUCAUUAUUGGGAAUGCAUGGAUUGACACUGAUCUGCAGUGAACAUGCUUAACUAAAUUAUAAAACAAUAGAACAUUUACAACAUAUAUGAUGGGCCAGGUGGCCUCCUUCUUUGUGUUGGAAAAUAACUUUCUACCCAGUGGAAAUACAAUUCCAGCAUUGGGUCUAUAGCUCUAUAUGACUCUGCUCCCAGGCACAUUUACAGAUAGUCUGGUUCUGAUUGUAUUCUAGCAGCUGUGUUCUGAUCACUCAGCAGAAUGGACUAACAUUACAUCACAUGGCAAAAUGAGCUGCUUUUUCAUCCAAAAGUCAAAAUGAAAUGAAGUAGGUCUACAUGGUGCUGUUUGUUGGCAUAGGUUUUGAAACUGAAAUCAAAUCUAGUCUGGUGCUCAAUUUUAAAAUGUGAAUAAUAAUUUCUCAAAGCAGCAAGCAAGUCAUUUGUAAAAUUAUUAUCAUCCUAAAUUUCAAAUAGAGAAAUUAAAUUCAAGUAUUUAAAUAAUAAGGUUAAGGAAGCUAGUUAAUCUCAGUAACAGUAACCACAUAAUCACCCCAAAAUGCCACCAUCUGAUGUCAAUUUCCUGUAUUUGUCUCUCAGUUAAAAUGGAGACCAAGGCCACCAAUUACAUCUGGUGUAAACAUUUGUCACUUUCCUUAUAAUCAAUAACCAAACAGUUUAUAAAAAUACUUAGGGAUGUAUGAUGGAAUUAAGCUUUACUGUGGCAAAGCAGGCAAUAUCCUGUUCAUUUGGAGAUAUACAAGUUGUAGCACAUCAUCACUCAAAGUCAAAAUUACCUCUAAUUAAUAUAUAAUUUUCGUGUGCAAUAGAGGAUAAUUUAAUAAGCAUGGAACAAUCCACAGCUCACAAUGUAAACAAAAGCAAAUCAUUACUUUCGUAUGUACUAACACCAAAAAGUGUCAUGUUUUUAAAGUGGACAAUAUUUUGUGGUUGUAUUGAUUUAAUUUGUGUUAUAAGAGGUGUGGUUAUGAGCUUAUGGACAGAAAAGUGUAUUUGAAGCACUUUAAAAAUCUUCAUAAGA
This is a messenger RNA of Mobula hypostoma (lesser devil ray), 6048 nucleotides long. Its product is annotated as MAGUK p55 subfamily member 3-like. The coding region runs from base 170 to 1975 and encodes 601 amino acids. The transcript has 20 exons. Gene Ontology annotation, cellular component: plasma membrane; cell-cell junction. NCBI's taxonomy places the organism in Eukaryota, Metazoa, Chordata, Chondrichthyes, Myliobatiformes, Myliobatidae. The record is from RefSeq and is a predicted model, not a curated record. Gene Ontology annotation, molecular function: protein binding.